This is a messenger RNA of Penicillium vulpinum, 1857 nucleotides long. RefSeq names its product ferric reductase family protein. Gene Ontology annotation, biological process: copper ion import; iron ion transport; intracellular iron ion homeostasis. Bases 1 to 1857 code for a protein of 618 amino acids. NCBI's taxonomy places the organism in Eukaryota, Fungi, Ascomycota, Eurotiomycetes, Eurotiales, Aspergillaceae. Gene Ontology annotation, molecular function: ferric-chelate reductase activity. Gene Ontology annotation, cellular component: plasma membrane. The transcript has a single exon. The record is from RefSeq and is a predicted model, not a curated record.
AUGGCAGCAACCCAUCCGCAUAUUGCGGCACGAGGGUACGGCUCAAACGCCACAUACAUAUAUGAGUAUUCAAGGGGGCUUGGUGGUGUGGACGUCCCCCGCGAUGUGAUCAUUACUCGGAUCAUCUACAUUUCCCUAUGUGUCGUGGCAUUCGUAUUGUUCUGUGGCCGGGUUGGCCAGAUCAGCCAUGCCUAUCUACGCCGAAUCACCGCAAAUGGCGCAACUCAUCGCCAACAGAACUUCUGGGCCCAGGAACGAUCAUCAUGGUGGUCAAACAUCAAGAAACACAUCCUAUACGCCCCAUUAGGGAGGAAGAGACACAACCGAGAAUUACAGCUCUCUUCCGCUGUCAAUGUCGGCACCUUGCCCUCCCGACUGCAGACCAUCCUAGUUAUACUGUACUUCGUCAGCCAAGUCACAUACUGCGUCUUGCUUGACUAUAGUGUCAACAACAAGGCAGCUCUAGUCGCCGAGCUACGCGGCCGAUCCGGGACGCUGGCCGUUCUUAAUAUGAUCCCACUCUUCAUUCUCGCCGGUCGAAACAACCCCCUUAUCCCAAUCCUUCACAUCAGCUUCGACACAUACAACCUCCUCCACCGCUGGCUGGGCCGCAUCGUCGUUCUUGAGUCGGUGGUCCACACAAUCGCUUGGGCUGUCAACGCCGUCGACGAGGAAGACUUUACGCACAUGCUCGCCCGUUUACGUGAAACCCCCUUCUUCGCCUGGGGCCUGGUAGGCACAGUCUCAAUGAUGUUCCUCUGCCUACACUCCCCGUCACCCAUCCGCCACGCCUUCUACGAGACCUUCCUACACCUACAUCAGCUCGCCGCAAUUCUCGCGUUCCUAGGCGUAUACGUACACCUGAAGAUCGACGAUCUCCCGCAGCAAAGCUGGGCUCGAGCGAUUGCCUCAAUCUGGAUAGGCGAUCGACUCGCACGCCUCUUCCGCCUCCUCCACCUCAACGUCUCGACCUCCGGCACAACAACAAUGGUCGUCCAAGCGCUCCCAGGCGAAGCCUGCCGCGUAACCUUCCACCUCCCGAAACUCGUCGAGAUCGAACCAGGUUACCACGUCUUCGCCUAUAUCCCCAGCAUCUCAUUAUGGAUGUCUCACCCAUUCUCAAUAGCCUGGGCUGAACCGAGCACAAGCAAUACAGCAGCGCCUCUCCCCUCUUCAUCCCGAUCCUCAACACAGGGCAAAUACACCGACCUAGAAAAACAAUCCAAUCUACCAACCAAACCCGCAAAACCAACAACCCAAGUCUCCCUCAUAAUCGGCGCCCAAAAGGGCAUGACCCGCCGUCUCUACAACCUUGCCAACGCAUCCCCCUCAAAAUCCCUCACUCUAGCAGGCUUCAUAGAAGGGCCCUACGGCUCAACCCCAACAGACCCCUCAAGCUACGGCACAACAAUCCUCUUCAGCGCUGGCGCAGGCAUAACCCACCAUCUCCUAUACACCCGCAACCUCGUCAUGCAAUCCGCACAGAACACCGCCGCAACGCGAAAAGUCUACCUGAUCUGGUCUGUCCGUUCAACAGACCACCUCGCAUGGGUAAGUAGCUACAUGGACCAGAUCCUGCGACUACCUCAUCGACGAGAUAUUCUCGUUGUUAAGCUUUUCGUCUCGAAGCCGCGUCGGGCGGCGGAUAUCGUCAGUCCUUCUGCUACGGUGCUUAUGCAUUCGGGUCGGUGUAGACCGGAUGUUGUUCUUGAUGAGAUUUUACCUGGGAGGACGGGGGCCACGCUUGUUAGUGUUUGCGGACCUGGGGCUUUUGCGGAUGAGGUGAGGUCUGCGGCUAGGGAGAGGAUUGGGAAGGGAGCUGUGGUGGAUUUUGUUGAGGAGGCUUUUACGUGGUGA